Eurytemora carolleeae is the source of this 733-nucleotide messenger RNA. Its product is annotated as tetraspanin-2A. The coding region runs from base 50 to 733 and encodes 227 amino acids. The transcript is spliced from 10 exons. The record is from RefSeq and is a predicted model, not a curated record. Gene Ontology annotation, cellular component: membrane. NCBI's taxonomy places the organism in Eukaryota, Metazoa, Arthropoda, Copepoda, Calanoida, Temoridae.
GUUUGUUCUAAUGAUGAAUUAAUGUUUGCAGAAUCAUUUAACAAUAAACAUGAAAGAAGGCGAAAUUAGUCACUCCGCAGUUCGGAAUUGGUAUUUUGGGCUCAGAGUGUUUCAGCUGCUCUACAAUGUUAUUGUUAUAGUUGUACUUAUCUGGCUAAGGCUUGAUUGGGGAAUUACCAACUGGGUGUACACUGCUCAAUUCACAAACUUCUGGAGCGGGAUUUACAUAUUUUUUGCCGGCAGCUGCAUUGGUACGGUAGAAAGCAUUGUGGGGUUCUGUGCUCUCAUAAAUCUCAGCAUUAGACUUAUUAUAGUGGACCAAGUAUCCGGGCUGACCAGCCUACUGCUUCAGCUGGUUGGAUUGACCUGUAUGCUGACGGAUAGCCUCGGGAAACCAGUUGGAUGGAUACAGGAUCUUAUUAGAGAUCUUAUUGACCCGGCACAGAUGAACAAUAUCAUGGCCACAGAAAACUUUCUUCAUAACCUUUACAGGAUUGUUGAAUGCUGUGGUGCCCGGGGCCCUGAUGAUUAUCUAAUGUAUGACAGAUCUCCACCAAAUGCUUGCAUUGAUCGGUAUCAUGCAGGAGGAAUAUUUUUUAAACAAGGAUGCGGAGUCGGGUUUUCUACUUACCUAAAGGAAUGGAGUGCAGGUUUAGGAGCAACAGUUCUAGUUGGACUUAUUGUUCAGGCCAGUAACGUGAGCAAGGCCCGGAAAACCCUUGGUUUAAAGUAG